Molecule: messenger RNA, 887 nt
Organism: Eruca vesicaria subsp. sativa (arugula)
Lineage: Eukaryota; Viridiplantae; Streptophyta; Magnoliopsida; Brassicales; Brassicaceae
Source: the annotation of a GenBank genome assembly
UCGGCGUUUUAAGGUUUUUAGUUCUCACAUCAAAACCAAGAGGAGAAAAUGCCGGCAGGACAUGGAGUUCGCGCUAGGACAAGAGAUCUGUUCGCCAGAGGGUUCAGGAAGAAGGGUACAAUCCCAUUGUCCACUUACCUCAGGAUCUUCAAGGUCGGAGAUUACGUUGAUGUGAAAGUGAACGGUGCGAUCCACAAGGGUAUGCCCCACAAGUUCUACCAUGGUCGUACCGGUCGUGUCUGGAACGUUACCAAACGUGCUGUUGGUGUCGAAGUCAACAAACAGAUUGGUAACAGAAUCAUCAGGAAGAGGCUUCAUGUGCGUGUGGAGCAUGUGCAGCAGUCAAGGUGCGCAGAGGAGUUCAAGCUGAGGAAGAAGAAGAACGAUGAGCUCAAGGCUGCAGCCAAAGCCAAAGGUGAGACAAUAAGCACCAAGAGGCAGCCUAAAGGACCUAAACCAGGAUUCAUGGUUGAAGGUAUGACCUUGGAGACAGUCACUCCCAUCCCUUACGAUGUCGUCAACGAUCUCAAGGGAGGCUAUUAGUUUUCCUCUUUUUACCACCAGUGUUUUGCUCAGACUUUUUGGCAGUUUCGUUUGCGAAUUUGAGUGUUCUUCAUGCGUUUUAGCUACAAUUACACUGUCUUUGAUAUGCAUUCCAGACACAAAGAAGCAGGAUUUUGUCUCGAUUAUAAACUUUCAUUUUCUCAAUCUGUCUUCUGUUACCAGUUCGAAGUUCUAUCCUUGACUAUAUCUAUUUAGUUGUUUGUAUGAGUAAUAGCGCACACCUUUACAACUAGAUGUUAAGCAUCUCCUCACAAAAUUGUUACGGUUGUUGUCCCAUCCUUUUGUUACAUUGAUCCACUAUUCCUUACAUUUAUGUGUUAACA